This is a messenger RNA of Gadus macrocephalus (Pacific cod), 3731 nucleotides long. It is a transcript of the gene tyro3, whose product is annotated as TYRO3 protein tyrosine kinase. The record is from RefSeq and is a predicted model, not a curated record. Gene Ontology annotation, biological process: multicellular organism development; protein phosphorylation; phagocytosis. Gene Ontology annotation, cellular component: signaling receptor complex. The transcript is spliced from 19 exons. Gene Ontology annotation, molecular function: ATP binding; transmembrane receptor protein tyrosine kinase activity; protein binding. Bases 247 to 2757 code for a protein of 836 amino acids. NCBI's taxonomy places the organism in Eukaryota, Metazoa, Chordata, Actinopteri, Gadiformes, Gadidae.
GAUCCCGGCCGCGCUCGCUCCCCUCCCGUCGCAUUCCUCCGCGGAGCCGCCGCGUCCCGCAGCGAACAACAAACAAGUGGAACAGAACACAAAGGACCGAAUCGAAGCUCCGGGUCUGGUUUAUCCCGAGUCGGGGUUUGGGGACCAGAGAUUGGAUGGACUGGGAUUGUUGCCCCUGUUGUUGACUGGUACAAAGUUGGACCAGUGGAUUGAAGAGUUAAAGUGGACUUCAGGAGCCAUGGAACCAUGAGGCUGUGGUGGUGGGUCCCCGUCGUCCUCCUCCAGACCCAGGACGGGGUCUGCCGGGCGGGCUCAGGGGUGGUGUUCACCAGGCACCCAGCCAACCAGACGGUGAGCCAGGGGAACUCGGUCCGCCUGGGCUGUGCCGUGGAGGGGAUCAGCGAGGCCGACAUCUCCUGGAGGAAGGAUGGAGUCAAGGUCCACAGCAACGACCAGAUGCACCUCACACUGGGAGACCUGCACUGGGAGACAUACCACAGUGUGAAGUCGGUCCAGCAGCAGGACGCGGGGGUGUACUGGUGUGAGGUGGACUUCCACAGCAUCACCUACACCUCCCAGCCAGCCUGGGUCACGGUGGAAGGGGUCCCCCACUUCCUCCAGGACCCCCAGGAUGUGUCGACCCUGCCCGGCGUGCCCUUUGACCUCCGCUGCUCGGCCGUGGGCCCCCCUGAGCCGGUGGAGGUGGUGUGGUGGGUGGGGGGGGCCGCAGCCGGGGGACCCUCCCCCUCUCCCUCCGUCCUCCAUGUCCCAGGGGUGAACUCCAGCAUUAACUUUUACUGUGAAGCCCACAAUGCAAAAGGGAUCACGGUGUCUCGGACAGGAACGGUCUACAUUAAAGUGCUCCCCUCCCCCCCUGUGGAACUGUCGGUGUUGAGGAUGGAGGAGAACAACGUCACGUUGUCAUGGAAACCGGGAUUCACCGGUUACUCUGAGCUCUCCACCUGUACUGUCCAAGUGUCGGCUCCGGCGGGGCAGGGCGGAGGGGUGUCUGAGCUGGAGGUCGCUGUGCCUCCUUGCCUCCUCCACCUCCACCACCUCACCUUCUACUCCAACUACAGCGCCCGGGUGGCCUGCACCAACCAGCUGGGGCCCUCCCCCUUCUCCCCCUGGCUGGGCUUCCAGACACCACAGACAGAGCCAUCGGCCGCGCCCAGGAACCUGACCUUUGACCUCAGGGAGCAGGAGCUGCGGCUGGGCUGGGCGGGGCUGGCGGAGGCGGAGCUCCGUGGCCGGCUGUUGGCCUACAAGCUGCAGUGGAGCCUGGGGGGCGAGGGGCAGGAAGCUCUGCUGUUUAAGGAGAACACGGCUCGUCUGUCGGGGGCGGGGCGAUUCUUUAACUCCUCCUUCCAGGUCUCAGCCUGCACUGUGAUUGGCUGUGGGCCUUGGAGCCGACCAAUAACUGUGCUCCCUGCUGCUGCGGUGCCAGCCCCCCCACUACGGAGCCACCUCUGGGUGGGGGUCUCUUUGGCUGCUCUGCUGGUCUCCAUGGUGGGUCUGUUCCUCAUGGUCCUCCUGCAACGACGAGACAAGGAGACGCAGUUUGGGUCUGUGUUUAAGGACCCGGGACCGGACAGCGUUUCCUUCUUAGCAGCGAGGUCCUUCAACAGACAAGGCCCGGACCUACCGGACAGCACUCUGGACAGUCUGGGGAUCAACGAAGACCUGAAGACCAAACUCCAGGAUGUAUUGAUCCAGGAGCGACUCUUGACCUUUGGUCACCUGCUGGGGAAAGGGGAGUUUGGCUCGGUGAGGGAGGCCUUACUGAAGGCGGGCGACUCGGUCCAGAAGGUGGCCGUCAAGGUGCUAAAGUCUGACGUGGACUCCUCCUCCGACAUCGAGCAGUGUCUGAAGGAAGCCGCUUACAUGAAGGACUUCACCCACCCCAACGUCAUUCAGCUGAUAGGCGUGAGCCUCCAGCGGCGGGCGGGCCAGCGGCUGCCCGUUCCCAUGGUGAUCCUGCCCUUCAUGAAGCACGGGGACCUGCACACAUUCCUGCUGCUGUCACGGCUGGGGGAGGAGCCCUACGAACUGUCUGUCCAGAUCCUGCUGGGCUUCCUGGUCGACGUCGCCCGGGGGAUGGACUACCUCAGCACCAAGAACAUCCUCCACAGGGACCUGGCCGCGCGCAACUGCAUGCUGAAUGAAGACAUGACGGUGUGUGUGGCGGACUUCGGCCUCUCUAAGAAGAUCUACAGCGGGGACUACUACCGCCAGGGCUCCGCCUCCAAGCUGCCCGUCAAGUGGAUCGCCCUGGAGAGCCUCGCUGACAACGUGUACACCAGUCAGAGCGACGUGUGGGCGUUUGGGGUGACCAUGUGGGAGGUGCUGACCCGCGGACAGACUCCGUACCCUGGGGUGGAGAACUCUGAGGUCUACGAGUACCUCAUCAAAGGAGAGAGGCUCAAACAGCCUCCGGACUGUCGAGAUGACAUCUACGAGGUGAUGCACAGCUGCUGGAGCCCCGUCCCCAAGUGCCGGCCCAGCUUCCAGAGGCUAGUGGAGCAGCUGGAGGGUCUGGGGGCCGCGGCCUCCCCGCCCCCCAGACCACCCCAGCUCUACGUCAACCUGGAGGGGGAGCCGGGGCCGGGGUCCGAGUGGCUGAUGGCCAGCAGCGCUGCCAUGGCGAUCGGAGGAGACUGCCGCUACAUCAUGGGUCCGUGUGGGGAGGAGGAGGGGGGCCGAGGCCCCCCGCGGGACCUCCGGGACGAAGAGGAUGACGCCGUCAUUCAUGUCUGAGAUCAGCCUGGACUAAUCCCCCCCGCCACACAUACUGCUACUUCCGGUUUAUGGGAUGUUUGCUAUCGACAGACUGAGAAAGGACGAUGAAGAGCGUGAAGAUCAAAAUGAAACAUCCUGGAUCAUGGACCACCCGGAUUCAGCUGGUUUCUGAUUGGUUUGGCUGGCAGUCCCCCUAUGGUUCUAGGCUGGGCUCCUCACUCUGACGCCUGGGAUUCUGCACAUGCUCAGUAGAACAUGGAACGCUGGGUUUCAGUAGCUUUGCUUGGUCACCUGUCGCCCUCUGCCUUGACCUUUGGGUUACAUUAUGGACAUCAUCCACCACACUGGACCAACGCCAAUCUGUGUAUUAUUCUUAACUGGGAAUGUUAAGGAGACAAGAGGUGGACCUCAUGGGAUAUUAGCGUUAUGGUUUGAUUUAUUUUUUUACUGUGCCAAUCUAAAUCAUUUAACAGUCAUCCCAUUGGAUUGAUCCUAAAUAGUUUCAUAAAACUUACCUCCACAUUCAGGGUAGGAAUGUAGCAUUUCCUGAUGAAAUAUUUUUUGCUGCUGUGAAUUCAAUAAUUCUACCAAAUAGUGACUUAUUCUGCACAUUGGGCAUUUUAUUAGAAUUAAUCUAGCUAAUAUAUUAUAAUCAGAUAUAGAUCUUAAAGUAUUUAAAUACACUCAAUCAAUGGUGUAUAUUAUGCUUUUAGCUAAAGGACCUCAGGUUUGACCCACCAGCGACAGUGUUUGGAGAGUUUGACAAUUUUAAUACUUAGACGGGACAGGUCUGACCGGUUUGAUGUGUAUCAGACCGGUCUGAUGUGUAUCGAAGCCUGGUCUUAUUUCAGACAUUCCUUGUGCCAGGAUCGUCUUGAAACUGGUUUGAAUAUAGAACCUGCACAUCAUAAAGUAACACCAUUCCCAUACCAGUAUUGGAAAUGUUUACAGAAAACGCUUUGAAUGAAUAAAGAUGAAGUCGAUCUGUGAGA